CGAUGACCGUGACCGUGAUCGCUACGGUGGCAACACAAGGCUGUACGUGGGGCGUCUCUCUUCGCGGACCCGCACACGGGACCUUGAGGACCUCUUCGGCAGAUAUGGGAGGUUUUGGGGGCUUACCCAACCUCGGUGUCCAUGGUGGGAGGGUGCCCUUGGUGGAAUUGGUGGCUAUUGUCAGCAAAGUUUCUAGCUGACUUUGGCGAUUGUUUUCAAAAAUCUAUUUCAUGUUUUAACGGAAACCACAAUCUUGCUGCCUGGUGAUACAUUUAUCUACUUGCAUCUUGAUGGUGUUGCUGUUUCUGGAAACCAUUUCCGCAGAGUGCGAUAUGUGGACAUGAAGCAUGAAUUUGCAUUUGUUGAGUUCAGUGAUGCCAGGGAUGCUGAUGAUGCAAGGUACAACCUUGACGGUCGGGACUUCGAUGGAAGCCGAAUGAUUGUUGAGUUUGCUAAAGGGGUUCCACGUGGCCAAGGAGGAUCCCGUGACCGUGGUGGUGACCGUGAAUAUAUGGGUCGGGGACCUCCUCCUGGAUCUGGCCGCUGCUUUAACUGUGGGAUUGAUGGGCAUUGGGCUCGUGACUGCAAAGCUGGUGACUGGAAAAAUAGGUGCUAUCGUUGUGGAGAUAGUGGCCAUAUAGAAAGGGAUUGCCAGAACAGCCCCAAGGACCUUAAGCGUGGAAAAAGUUACUCAAGAUCCCCAUCCCCUCGCCGUGGAAGGGUUCGUGAUAGGAGCUACAGCAGGAGCCGCAGUAGGAGCUACAGCCGCUCUGUUUCUCCAAGGAGGGAUGAAAGGCGAUCUAGGAGCCCUCGUGACAGUCGCAGCCCAAGGAGGAGCCCCUGCCGCGACAGUCUCAGUCCCAGGAAGAGCCCUCGUGACAGUCGCAGCCCAAGGAGGAGCCCAUCACCUGCCAAGGGGAGAUCUAGGAGCCCCACCCCUAAUGGCAGCAGGAGCCCUGCACCAAGGGAGAACAGCAGGAGCCCGAUGAGGGCCGACAGCCGUAGCCCAGUUGACCGUGAGCGCCGUGACAUCAGUCCAGCUGCAAAUGGUCGCAGCCCAAGCCCAAGGGAUGACGAAGGCAAUGGAAAUGGCCAUGCUUCUCCCAGUGGAAGUGGUUAACCUGCUGGGGGGGGUUAUUUGAUGGAUCAAAUUCUUCCUAUGCCCAUGAAGCUUCCCAAACAUGUUGAACCAAAGACUGUAUUUGUAUGAGUUUAAGUUUAAUGUGUACUGUGCUUUGGUAUUGUUACUCCAGGACGGUAGAACAUAAUGUCUAUUUGUUGUACUAUAAGUGCACACCGAAUCAUUUUGCUUCUCUGUAUUCUAUCAAAUAAUCUUGUGCUUAGCUGAUUA
Messenger RNA from Lolium rigidum, 1351 nucleotides. RefSeq names its product serine/arginine-rich splicing factor RS2Z32-like. Bases 341 to 1120 code for a protein of 259 amino acids. The transcript has 6 exons. Gene Ontology annotation, cellular component: nuclear speck. The record is from RefSeq and is a predicted model, not a curated record. Lineage: Eukaryota; Viridiplantae; Streptophyta; Magnoliopsida; Poales; Poaceae. Gene Ontology annotation, biological process: mRNA splicing, via spliceosome. Gene Ontology annotation, molecular function: mRNA binding; zinc ion binding.